GAGGAGGUGCGGCUGUUGGCUGUCAGGGGCAUGGGAGCUGGGCAAGGUGCACGCAGGCUGGUAGGAGGCCCUAGAACAUUUUGCAAACAAAAGCAGCUGACUUGGGAGGCUCCUGAUGCGAAGGGAGCUCCCACUGCUGGUGGGCGUGCGCCUGCCAGUCAUGCCUCCUCCUGGGGCUGGCAGGGAGGGUGGCGGGAUGCACUGAUGCUUUCCCUGCCCGUGUCAGGCAGCACGGGGCCUGCUCACCCAGAGAGCCCUGCUGAUCUUGUGGGGGCGCCGCUCCCACUCAAGUCUCUGUCUGCUGCAGCAUUGUGGCAGGGCAGCCUCUGACUGGGACUGACUUCUGUGAGCACAGGCAAGUGGGUGUCUUAAGAUGUGUUGUGCGGCUUCCAGCUGUUGUUGAGGGGCUAUGAGGCUUGUCUGGCCCUAUUUUAGAAAGUCUUGCGUUGACUUGGCCUGGUGACCACUUGGUCACCACAGCAGGCCACAGCACUCUUGGUGUCUUAGUCUGUCUGCACAAACCAGUAUUUGCUCCCCACCUCCCACAUAUGUGUUUUCUUAAAAUGCAGUCUGCCUGACAGGACACAAGACUCUGGGAUAAAAAACAUCUUUUCUUAAGCGUUCUCACAGCCUCUGCCUUGGAAAGAUGAGCUCCCGGCUUUCUGUGCUGCUUUGUUUUCCUGGCUGUUCUUGACCACCUCUGAUUUCUUGAAGUCUGUCUGUAUAGCUAAGGCACAUGAGCAAAUGAGCACAGGAAACUUAGAGGCUCUCACGUCUUAACAAGUUCGCUCGUGGUCUGGUUGUUUCCUUUCACCUGACCAGAAGCAGGUUCCUUCCUGAGAUCUGGUUUCCUUGCAGUGAGAGGAGGCCUUGUGAGGCAGUUGUUGCUCUCUGGCACCCAGACAGAGUGAAGGAUGUAGGGAGAGCUUUCUGGCUCAAGCUGAGGGCAGGCAGCUGCUGGUGGAGCUGCACAGAGGAGCUUACAGGAACUCCCUCAGGGACAGAACUGCUGUCUGUCACACUCGAAGGGCAGCCCAGGCUAAGAGCCACAUGUAGAUCUAGCAGUGAGGCUGGCCUCAAAGCUUACCAAGGAGCCUCCAAGUAAGGACAGUGCCACGGACACGUGUGGCCUUUGUGUGGCUCCCUUUGUGUGUCAUCCCACGACAUCUUUCCUAAGGGGACCCACUGCUGACCUGGGGGUCUCCCAGCUCCCUGAUGUGUGUAGGAGCCUGGGGCAGGUGCUGGUGCCCUGUGGUGUCCCAGAUGUCUGGGGGAAGGGCUAGCCCCACACCCACCACCCUCAACUACUUCGUUUGGCUGAGAAGCUACUUGGCACCAGGCUCUGGGCAGACACAGGCACGAACUUCCUGUGGGAGAGGCUGGCCCUGCUGUGGCCACUGCUGCGGCUACUGCUGCCAGUGCACAGGGAGGUGGUGAUGAAAGUUGGCUGAGCACUGUGUCCCACCACCCGCAUGCUUCCUUCCGCUUCUGCUCCUUAAGGGCUGAGGCUUGGAGACAGUCACCUUGCAGGCAAGCAGGUCCUUGACCACCCUGUGGGCAGUGCCAGGCACCUGACCUCCAUCCAUUCCUCUUGAGACCUGUCUUUCCCUGCUCUGCAAAGGACACUUUUCCUUCUGCUGAGUGAAGUGGCCACACCUUGGCCUGAGCUUGCUCAUGUGGCUGGGCGCAGCUUCACUGAGGUAGAACUCAGCACUUCACUGCUUCCUCAUUUAAAGUGUAGAGUGCAGUGGUUUCUGUGGUGCUCACGGUUACUGAGCCAUCUCCAUGACUUAGGACAUCCACCACCCCAAAAGAGAAACCAGUCUCCUCCCACUCCCCAGCCCCUGGUCUGCUUCUGCCUCCAUGGCUGUGUCCUCACUGGGCAUCCCACACAUACACUUGGUGUUCUACUGUAUGUGGCUUUCUGUGGCCUCUUUUCCUCACAUUGUGUUUGCAGGGAUUGUCUAUGUGUAGCGUACAUCAGUGCUUGGCUCCUUCUCGUGGCCAGAACCUCCCCUGAAUUGUGACUGCACCUCAGUGCUGUGGACGCUGUGUGGCCUUCGUGUAGGUCAUCCACCAGCAUCUUCUGGUUCUUGGGUGGAGGAAGGGCUCAUCGGUCUUAGGCUAACCGGACUCUGGGCCAGUGACAGGGACAUCCUGGAAUACUCGGGUCGCUGAGGGAUGGGAGUGUGGAUGCCCUGGGAGACCCCUCUGGCUCACACUGCUGUGCAGGAAAAGCUCCUGAAACCUUUCCUGUCUUAUGAGAGACCUGGUCUUCUGUCACGGGCAGUCGGGGCCGUGGGACUGGCCAGGUGACAAGCAGGUAACAAGUGAGGUGGCCCCACUAGAGGCCAGCAUGUGGGAAGAGGAGGGGCCUGCCAUGGCCUUAGCUUUGCCUGAAGCCCUGCCAGGAAGGACUUUUUCUUGUGGGGAUGAAGCCUCUUGACAUGGGGAACUCUGACCCCAGACCACAGCCAAGGCAUCUGUGAACCCAGGCCCUGUCUUGCAUCCCCUCCAUCCAGCACAGCUCCUGUCCCCACCCCACAGACCCUUGGCUUUGCCAGCUGUGCCAUCACCCACAAGUUGCCAUCUUUGCUGGGCUUGGGUGGCUCUCUGCUCCAGCCAGGUGUUGUCCUAGGGCUGGGGUGCUGCUUCAGUGUGCCCGUGUUCAGGCACCUUCUGCGCCACACUGUCCCCACGGUGCUUCCUGUGCAGCUGCACAGAGCUCAUCCUGUGACCCGCUCCCCUUCCUCCCCUGCUCUCACUGCUGCCCUGGGUCUACGGAGCAGCAGAAGGUGUGGGCAGGACAGGUGCAGCCUGACUCCUGCUGCCAGUCCAAAUCUGUGAGGACUGUGUGGCAUAGCUGCUGCACGGCCUCAGGCAAUGGUGCCAGAAGCGCUGGGCCCACUGGAACCUCUGCCCCAGUGGUGCCAACACAUCACCUAAUCUGGCUCGAGCACAGCACUUGAGCAGGAGCGCCUCCCACCUGGGGAACUGAGCUGUCCCCAGGAGGCUGUGCUGUGGGACCCAGGUCCAGCAUUCCUCGCCUGUGCCUGCUGGUGAGCUCUCUGCCCAAGCCCCAGCCGUCACACCCUCACAGUUCUGCCUGCACUCAUGAGAAGGAGUUGCAUGAGCACUGUCAGGCUGCUGGCCGCAGGGACACCUGGCUUGGGGCAGUGUAAGCCAUGACUGUGUCCAGCAUGCCCGCCACAGUGGGCCCUGUGCUGGGAGGGACCCGCGCAAAUGAUUUAGUCAGCUGGUGGGCUCAGGUAGAGAGGUGCUGGAGGAACGGCCCUACUGGUGCCAGCCCUCAGAACUGUGUCCCCUGCAGGUUCUGUGGGGAGUGCCUCCAGCCGUGCCUGCAGGUGCCAUCCCCCCUGUGCCCGCUCUGCCGCCUUCCCUUUGACCCCAAGAAAGUGGACAAAGCUACCCAUGUGGAGAAGCAGCUCUCAUCCUACAAGGCGCCCUGCCGGGGCUGCAACAAGAAGGUGACCCUGGCAAAGAUGAGAGCACACGCGUCCUCCUGUCUGAAGGUCCAGGAGCAGAUGGCCAACUGCCCCAAGUUCGUCCCCGUGGUGCCCACAUCCCAGCCCAUUCCAAGCAACAUCCCCAACAGGUCCACCUUUGCCUGCCCCUACUGCGGCGCCCGCAACCUGGACCAGCAGGAGCUGGUGAAGCACUGUGUGGAGAGCCACCGCAGCGACCCCAACCGAGUGGUGUGCCCCAUCUGCUCAGCCAUGCCCUGGGGCGACCCGAGCUACAAGAGCGCCAACUUCCUGCAGCACCUGCUACAUCGGCACAAGUUCUCCUACGACACCUUCGUGGACUACAGCAUUGAUGAAGAAGCUGCCUUCCAGGCUGCGCUGGCCCUGUCCCUCUCUGAGAACUGAAGGCACAGCUGGCUUCCCGCCUGAGCCUGGGCCAGUGGGCUUGCUCUUGGGACAAGAAGCCCCCACAGCCGUCAGCAGGCUGCCCGGGUGUCAGCCCACAGCCCUGGGUCAUCGGUGCUUUGUGGGGCAGGUGCCAGCUGGUAGGACUCGGAGCAGUUGGCUGCCUUUUCCAAGCCACGGCACUGCCCCUGCGUGACAGCCAGGUGCCCAGCUGUGCUCCGGCAGGAGACCCAGAGGAGCAGCCCGGCCGCACCCCAGCCUGACCCGGCCCCUGGCUACGCUUCCACCGUGCGCAUUUGGUACUGGCUUUUGUGAUACUUAGAAACCCUGGCGUUUUUCUAUCUUAUCCCGUGUAAUAACCUUUUCACGUUUUAUAGAGCAAAGACAAAGCAGUUACACUUCAUAUUGCAAUAUCUGUGUUUAACUAGGAAGAAUAGUAUUUUUAUGGAGCAUUUACAAAGUUAUAUUUUUUAAAAAAAAGCAAUCAAAAAUAACCUUUGUGUGGAAGCAGAGGGAGGAGUGAGGGGCCACAGCUGGAGCCAGACAGGCUGGGGUCUCACUGGGCCUGGCACACCAGAGGUGGCGCCUCCAGCCACUGUGCUCGUGGAGAUCUUGUUUGUGAUUUCUCUCCACUGACAGCCAGGAAAAGGUCCUGGUACCCCUACGCGUGGCAGUGGCCUCCUGCCCGUCCCUCAUCCUGGUGGCUGCUAUCCCAAUCAACUGUAGCCGAGUUCUAGGGUCCAGGCAGGGGCCUGUUUGGUGGUGGUCAGGCCAGAAAACACUGGUCAGUGCUCCCGUUCUGUUCACGGCAUAAAUUAUUCUGUCUUUUCAAAGUGUUUUCAAUAAAUGAUU
Molecule: messenger RNA, 4742 nt
Organism: Fukomys damarensis (Damara mole-rat)
Lineage: Eukaryota; Metazoa; Chordata; Mammalia; Rodentia; Bathyergidae
Gene: Rnf166
Product: ring finger protein 166
Exons: 5
Coding region: 3186-3890 (234 amino acids)
Biological process (GO): protein polyubiquitination; ubiquitin-dependent protein catabolic process
Molecular function (GO): ubiquitin protein ligase activity
Source: RefSeq, a predicted model, not a curated record